This is a messenger RNA of Trichoderma atroviride IMI 206040, 1179 nucleotides long. The record is from RefSeq and is a predicted model, not a curated record. NCBI's taxonomy places the organism in Eukaryota, Fungi, Ascomycota, Sordariomycetes, Hypocreales, Hypocreaceae.
AUGUCACAUUCACAAAUACAAACUGAAAAUCGGGAGCUACCCUUGAACCAGCCAAACAACUGGCAAGUCAAGUUCCCUCGUUACAUGGUCGAACUUCCCGAAGAUGUCAAUGACAUUAGCAUCACUUAUAUCGGCAUUCAGCCUCGCCAUGAAGAGAAUCCUGCCAAGGGGAUACAUACCGAGCUCCACGCCCAUGUCACCUCUGCUGUUCAGAGAAAGGUUGGAGCUAUGAUCGAGGACUGGGCUCGGCAAGGAGCUGGAAGCCUUGCGCCAAUCUUGUGGGAAAAAAUGUAUGUCGAAGCUGGCUAUGAUCUUCCAGAUACAGAAAUUUACAUUUGCUAUUGGACCGACAAAGAUGUUGCAGAGGCAGCCACCAGGAGCCUAAAUCUACGACAGCUAUAUAGCUCACUAUUCCCUUCAGAACAAGAAGUCAUAGCCUUAUGGCGAGAGUCAUUAUCAGUUCCAAAAACUCGAAUUGAAACAGUCUACUCUGGAAAUGACUAUCAGCCAGGCAUCGCUUCCAUUCCGGGUGCCGCCCAAGUCGGUCACAAAUUCACCGGAUACUGGGGAGCAGCUCGUGAUCGUUUACCAGCAUCGUCGCAUGACUCUUUUGAGCCAGAGUAUAAACUCGGCACACCAAACUUUGGCAAGGACACCAAGGGCCGUGUCAUUGAAGGAGAAAACAAGGUCUCUGUCGCCCACAUUCGGUCUGGCCAGUUCUGGGAGCGAUGUAAAGACGAUGAAAGAGAGGCGUAUGAGAGCACGCUUGAGCCAAUCCUGAGAGAGGGAAUGACUUUUCUUGAAGAGAAUGCGGAAGAGACGGGCGAUAUUGGACUACGUUUCUCUCGCCACAUGACCAAUGGCCACUCCAGCGACAUCGACAGUCACACCUCCGACGCAGACAAAUUCGGUCUCGCCGUCACAAAAGACCGCCGCAGACUCGAAACAUGCAGCAGCGGCUUCUUCCGAUCCCUCAAGGACAUCGAAGCGUGGUCCUCCAAGCACAAGACGCACCACAAAAUCUUCCACGGCGCGCACGCUCACUCCAUCAAAUUCGGCAAGACGACGUUCAAGUUCCGCUCUUGGCAUGAGAUGUCGACUUUGAAGCCUGGCGAGGUGACGUACGAGUACAUCAACUGUCAUCCGAGGACGGGACUGAUUCCUUUCUUUGAUGUUUGA